UCGGAUUGCUUCCCGAACUGAUCCACUCUCUCUGCUCGGGACUUCUUUCCAUUGACAUCAGCACCGUCUCUGUCGACAACAAUCAUGAGGAAUAAGAAUGCCUAUCAUCGCCAAUGGUCGCUGGAUCUUAAUUGGACUUCACGAUCACCUUCUCACCACCACCAUCACCACCUUCUUCUCUCCCUCCUCUACCUCAACUAAUCACAAUGGCAUUCAAACUCUCCGUCUCUCAGCCUUCGCCUAGCAUGCGCCAUCUAGUCCGCCGUGCUGCACGCACUUCAGCCACGCAGGUCCGCGGUGCGGCCACCGUUCCUUUCCGACUGCCAGCCGCUAGAAAUGAACUAAAUCUUGACUACGUGAAAGGCUCAUCCGAGCGAGCCAAAAUUGAGCAAAAGUUGAAGGAGCUCAAGUCUCAAUUACCUCUUAAGAGCCAAAUAUACAUCGACGGCAAAGCACAAGCUGCCUCCAGCGCAUCCAACCAGCCGCUUCCCGCAGAGCAUGCCACCACCUUCACCAACUAUCCUCUAGCCAGCCCCGCGCAGGUCAAUGAAGCAAUUGACUUGGCUCUGAAAGCCAAGGAGUCAUGGCAGAACACCCCGUUCGUGGACCGUGCAGCAAUCUUCCUGAAGGCCGCAGAGCUUGUGACCGGAAAGUACCGAAACGAACUUAUUGCUGCUACGAUGCUCGGACAAGGAAAGAAUGUGUGGCAGGGCGAGAUCGAUGCUGCCGCCGAGCUUGCUGAUUUCUUCCGCUUGAACUGCAAUCUUGCUGCCGAGUUGCUGGAGAAGCAGCCUGACCGUGGCACGGAUGGAAUGUGGACUCGUGUGGACUACAGGCCCCUGGAAGGGUUCGUUUAUGCUGUCUCCCCGUUCAACUUCACUGCAAUUGGCGGCAACCUGGUCAGCGGGCCGGCUAUUAUGGGCAAUGUGGUGAUUUGGAAGCCGUCGCCAUCGAACGUCUACGCCAGCGAGCUCGUCUACAAGAUCCUCCUUGAGGCUGGUCUGCCUCCCAAUGUCAUUCAGUUUGUGACUGGAGAUGCGGAGCAGAUCACCCAAACUAUCCUCAACCACCGCGAGUUCUCUGGUCUCAACUUCACUGGCUCAUCGGACGUCUUCCGGUCAUUGUACAGCCAGGUCGGUGCCAACAUUGGCAAGAAGGUGUACCGGGACUACCCUCGUCUGGUCGGAGAGACCAGUGGCAAGAACUUCCACCUGGUCCACCCUACUGCCGAUAUCACCAGCGCCGUAUACCACACGCUUCGGGGUGCAUUCGAGUAUCAAGGCCAGAAGUGUUCCGCCACAUCGAGAUUGUAUCUCCCCGAAUCCCGGGCCGAGGAGUUCCUGUCCAAAUUGAAGACUGAAAUCGAUGAGAUCACUAUCGGUUCCCCUGAAGAUCUGGGGGCUUUUAUGGGGCCUGUCAUCCACCGGGCGUCUUUUGACAAGAUCAAGUCGAUCAUUGAUGCUAGCAACAAGGAUUCGUCGCUAGAGCUGCUCGCCGGUGGCACGUACGACGACUCCACCGGAUACUUUGUCCACCCGACAGUUUACCGGGCCAAGAACAUUGACCACCCUCUGUUCGACACCGAGAUCUUUGGACCCGUGCUGACCGUCUAUGUCUACCCCGAUACCGAGUGGUCAUCCACCCUGAAGAAGGUUGAUCAGAGUGGUGGUGGAUUCGCCCUGACCGGCGCAGUUUUUGCUGCUGAUCGGAAGGCCAUUCGCGAAGCUGAAGAUACCCUGCGGUAUUCCGCCGGCAACUUCUACAUCAACUGCAAGACUACAGCUGCUUUGAUCGGCCAGCAAUCGUUCGGUGGAAGCCGUUCCUCGGGCACCAACGAUAAGGCAGGAAGCUCAACGCCUCUUCUGCGGUUCACCAGCCCGCGUACCAUCAAGGAAGAGUUCUUCCCGUUGACUGGAUUCAAGUAUCCCAGUAAUGAGUAGGUUAGAGCUGUGGUCGCUACGCGGUUAUGUACUUGUACCAAGUCGGUAGAAUGUCUUUGCGAGAGAUUUGAAUAGAGCUUUUUCACUGCC
Molecule: messenger RNA, 2030 nt
Organism: Aspergillus homomorphus CBS 101889
Lineage: Eukaryota; Fungi; Ascomycota; Eurotiomycetes; Eurotiales; Aspergillaceae
Product: L-glutamate gamma-semialdehyde dehydrogenase
Exons: 4
Coding region: 207-1940 (577 amino acids)
Cellular component (GO): mitochondrial matrix
Molecular function (GO): L-glutamate gamma-semialdehyde dehydrogenase (NAD+) activity
Source: RefSeq, a predicted model, not a curated record